Molecule: messenger RNA, 1617 nt
Organism: Closterium sp. NIES-65
Lineage: Eukaryota; Viridiplantae; Streptophyta; Zygnematophyceae; Desmidiales; Closteriaceae
Source: the annotation of a GenBank genome assembly
AUGGAAUGCGAUCGGCGACCUCCAUCCACAGCCUUACUCCGAACAUACCCAAUCGUUAAAAACAAGUUGCGCUCUUUGCAUCUCUCUCCAUCGCAUCAUUCCCUCUUCCACGCCCACCUUGCCCUGUACCAGAGCCAGAGCAACAUUCCCAAUUUCUGGAGACAGCGUGUGGUUCCUUGUCACAUCCGGCGACCUCAAUCCGACCUCAAUCAGUUCGCUUCUUCUCUAUUCUCUCCCUCUCCUCCACUCCCAGCCAGGGCAAAAUGCCCUAUUCCUGGUGACGGCGAGUGGUUCUUUUUCACAUCCCGCGACCUCAAGUACCCAUCAGGGUCCCGGUCCAACCGUGCCACAGCUGCUGGGUACUGGAAGGCCACUGGGAAGGACAGACCAGUGCACAUUCGCCACACAGGAAGCGGCGGUGGAGGCAAAGGGGAGCAGACAUUCAGAGCAGGAAUAAAAAAGACCCACGUCUUCUACAUGGGGCGAGCGCCAGGAGGGGACAAGACUGACUGGGUGAUGCACGAGUACCGGCUGGCAGAGGACUCGCCUGAAGCUGGACCUGCUGCUACAGACGUGGCACAUGCUACAGCUGCGGCAAGCGAAUCAGACCCAGCAGCUGCUACAUAUAGCAGCGCACCUGGUGUGGGUGCAGCUGAUGGCACUGCCAUAGGCGGGAGCAGCAGUAGAAAGACUGAAGUGACACACCUAGACACUGGUGCAGGUGGUGAUGUAGCUGGUGGCUUGGGCAGGAGCAGUAGCAGCAGCUCCAAAUCCAGCAGUCCAAAGACCGAACCUAGCAGUGAUCGACGGAUCGGCACGACGUCAUGGGUGGUUGUACGAGUGCUCAAACGAAGCUCCCUGACAGCGGAGGAAGAAGCAAUGGUGGCAAAGCAAACUGUGGUAGCACAACCAAUGAUGUCACGGAAUGAGUUGCUAGAACAGCAGACGAUGGUGAUGCAGCAGCAGUGUGGGGCUCCUUCAUCAAAAGGAAAACCAGAGAGGGAUGAAGAGGCACCACUGGCAGGGUACCAUGCGGAUUUAUCAGUGCGUGGCACGCACUUUAGAGUGCAGAGCAGUGAUGUGGCAAGCCUAGCACCAGCUGUAGGUGCAACGAUGCCUGUGGUUUCGGCGGAGGGAGACGCAUCAAUAGUGGCAAAGGUGGCAAAAACAGGAGCUGCAGAGGCAUCAGCAGUCGAAGCAGUACCAAUGGAGGUAGAAGGAGCAGGAGCAGCAGUGGGAGCAGAUAGGGAAGGCAGCAGCUCAGCAGACAAGCAGCAGAAAGGCAGCAGACAAGCAGGGGUGUUGUUGAAGGGCCCAUUCUUCCCAGAGAACAUGCCAUCUUUCAAGCACUAUCUCUUUGAAUUAAAACCACCUAGAAGCGGCAGGAGUGAUGGUGGUGUGGACGGCGGGGAUGGAAUGGGAGAGCAGCAGCAAACGGAAGAGGAGCAGCAGAUGCGAAAGGAGCAGAAGAAGCGGGAAAUGGAGAAAAAACUGGACUGGAGGGUAGAACUGGACAGUAGCGAAGAGGACGGGCAGAAGGUGCAGGAGAAGGGUAAUCAAGAGCAGGACCUGGUGUGGUCCCAACAGGUGUUGCGCCUUCUGCUACUCCUGAGGUAG